AUGGCGAGGCUCGUGUCGUGGCGGAGUUUCCCGGCCGCGUUGCUCCUCGCGUCUCUGGGUCUCGUGGCUCCCCCCGCGACGCUCGGUUUCUUCCUUCGGAAGUGCAUUCAGGACGCCAGGUUCGAGACGUCGGUGGCGUGCGUGGACGCGCGCAUCACGGACGCGCGGGACGCAAUCGCUGACCUCCACGGGAGCCCACAGACCCUAAACCUGUCCCGCAACGAGAUCGCUCAGCUCACGUCGGGCGGGUUCAAGAAUUUGAGUCGGCUCGUGAACCUGCGCCUCGACAGGAACCGCAUCCGCAGCAUCCAGCCGGGUGCCUUCGAAGGGCUCAAGGGUCUGCGCAGCCUCAACCUCACAGGGAACAACAUCGCCCACCUGGAAGCGGACGCCUUCAAAGGAGCAGAAGGUCUCCUCGAGCUCCUGCUCGCUGGGAACACGCUGAAGGUCGCGCCCGAGCCGUUUCGACCGCUGCGACAACUUGUGAACGUGAGCCUGAUGGAGAACUCCCUCUGCGACUUCUCUCGCGUCGUGGAAGCCGUGUCCGUGCUGCCGAGCCUGCGCUCUCUCGACCUCGACGGGAACAACUUCGCCGUGCUCAGCGUGAGUGGGGCGAGCAUCAGGCUCCCUGGGAGCGUCAGGAGCCUUCACAUCGCCGGGUGCGGCGUCCACAGAAUCACGCUGCCCGGUGACUUCUUCGCGAACGUCGCUUUCCUCGACAUGUCCCGCAACAACCUGACGGACGCAUCGGGCCUGGCGGCACUCAAACUGAGCAGAGUCGAGGAGGUGUUCUUGGGAGCGAAUAAUCUCAGCAGCGGCGCCUUCAAGCAGCUGCGUUCUCUGUCGCCCACGACGCUACACAUGACCAGCGCGGGGCUGAGCAGCACGAGGAGUUUGCAAUCGCUUUGCAACUCGACCUUGGGACGGCGAGUGAGCACCCUCACGCUGCUCUCAAACGACAUUCGUGCGUUCACGGACGCCUUCACCUGGUGCCGCGAGCUCGCGAGUCUUGACCUCUCGAUCAACAACCUCAAGUCCAUGGGGAAAUACGAACUGGUCAACGGUUCCAGCAGGCUGCGCGAUCUGACCGUGCAGCACAACCACCUCACUUCGCUUGAGUCUUGCUGGAACAGCAACGCGAAUACUCUGCGGUGUGCCAAUCUCUCUCAGCUCGAGACUCUGGCCCUCACCUACAACAGGAUCACGCAUCUGGACGGACACGCGCUAAUCCACGCCCCGAAUCUGCUCUCCCUUGCCCUAAACUUCAACACGAUCGCAACCAUCAACUUCACGGCCUUUGCAGGCCUCACCAGACUUGUGCAUCUCCGUCUGGACAACAACCUCAUCACAAACAUCAGAAAACAAUUCUUCCACGGUCUGGAUAACUUGGAAACCCUCAACAUGAGGAACAAUAAGGUAACCACGAUCUUCUCGCACACCUUCACGUUUCUGAAACAUCUUCAGAUUUUGGAUCUGGGUGGAAACCGCAUCUCUUCGUUGAAACAAAACGCAAUGUCCGGACUGCAUCGUCUGAGGAAUCUCUACAUUGAUGGGAACUUCCUCAGGAUCAUUAAUUCGCAUAUGUUCAAUGGGCUGCACUCGCUCCAUAACCUUGACUUGGUCCGAAACAGCAUUUCAUACAAAUAUCGCUGCCAGAGCAACUCUCCAUUCGUGAACCUCACCAACCUCACCACGCUCAAGCUGAGCGCCCAGCAGCCGUACGGACUGCAGAGCAUCCCCGUCGACCUCUUCACGGGUCUACGAUCGCUCAAGUACCUUUACCUGGCAGGGAACAAGAUCACCUUCCACAACACGCUGCCAUUCGACGAACUGGUGAACCUAAAAUACCUGGGCAUGCAAGACGUGUGUAGCGGCCUGCAGAACAUGAAUGCGAACAUGUUCCAGAAACUCACACAGCUCGGGACUCUGGAUCUGGGCAACAUCGGCAUCAACUUCCUGAACAAAAAACAGUUCCAGAAUCAGAGCAACAUGCGCGUCCUCUACCUGGGCGCCAACGGAAUCAGGGCCAUGAUCGAGGACGUGAUCGCACCCAUGAAGGAGCUGCGCUACCUGGACGUGACCUCCAAUCCCCUGCAGUGCACGUGCGAUAACGCGUGGUUCAAGAACUGGUCGCGGAGCAGCGACGUGCAGGUGGUCGGCCUCUACGGCGUCUCGUGCUCCGGCGACAACGGCGCGGCGGGCAACUCGUCCCGUCUCUUCGUCGACUUCGACGCCUCCGUGUGCUACGAGAAGUGGGGCAAGGUCAUGUUCAUGCUCACGCUGCCCUUCUUCUCGCUGCUCACGGCGUGCCCGCUCGUGUUCGUGAAGGCGCGCUGGCACAUCCGCUACGGCUACUACAUGUUCCGCGCCUGGUUCCGCGAGUACCGGCGUCGUGACGAGGACGCGCGCGCCUACGACUACGACGCCUUCAUCUCCUACAACUCCCGCGACGAGGACUGGGUCAUGGCCGAGCUGGUGCCGCGGCUGGAGCAGGAGGGGCCCACGUUCUGCAAGCUGUGCCUGCACCACCGCGACUUCGCACUGGGCAAGUACAUCGUGGACAACAUCGUGGACGCCAUCUACAGGAGCCGCAAGACCGUCUGCGUGAUCAGCCACAGCUACCUGGAGAGCGAGUGGUGUUCGUGGGAGAUCCAGAUGGCCGCCUACCGCCUCUUCGACGAGCACAAGGACGUGGUCAUCAUGGUCUUUCUGGAGGACAUCCCCGACUACAAGCUUUCCGCCUACCACCGCAUGCGCAAGAUCAUCGGCGACAAGACGUACAUCAACUGGCCCGAGGAUGCUGCCGGGAAGGACCUCUUCUGGGCGAAGCUGCGAGCGGCGAUCAGAGGACCUCUGGCCAUGGAGAGCCGCCUCGUGUGACGAGAACCCCCAACGCACUGACAGUGAGGUGGAGGGUGCGCUGGGGUACGGAUCAUGCUGUGGUGGUAAAGCAGUUUAACGCGCCGCGCUGUGAACCUCGAUACCCAAGUUCGAUUCCCGCUCACGGCCAAUACCAAGUGACGAUUGUCUGAACCGGUCCUGGGCAUCCCCUAGGUCGACUCAGCCUCAAAUGAGUACCUGUUGCGGUGUGUAAACAUCGCCGCUAGGGAGUAGGGAGAGAAGGGCGGCCGGGCGUGGCGCUGGCCAACCACCCCCUUUCUCGUGCCAUGCCGGUCUUUAUAGGUGCUCGCUAAUUUGUUUCAGGCUAUACGGGGGAUCUUUGUCUUUGUAGUU
Molecule: messenger RNA, 3234 nt
Organism: Lethenteron reissneri (Far Eastern brook lamprey)
Lineage: Eukaryota; Metazoa; Chordata; Hyperoartia; Petromyzontiformes; Petromyzontidae
Product: toll-like receptor 13
Biological process (GO): toll-like receptor signaling pathway; inflammatory response
Cellular component (GO): plasma membrane
Molecular function (GO): signaling receptor activity; protein binding
Source: RefSeq, a predicted model, not a curated record